This is a messenger RNA of Cyprinodon variegatus (sheepshead minnow), 1925 nucleotides long. RefSeq names its product fibromodulin-like. The transcript has 5 exons. NCBI's taxonomy places the organism in Eukaryota, Metazoa, Chordata, Actinopteri, Cyprinodontiformes, Cyprinodontidae. The record is from RefSeq and is a predicted model, not a curated record. Gene Ontology annotation, molecular function: protein binding. The coding region runs from base 37 to 1086 and encodes 349 amino acids.
UCAGGCAACAGUGAAGAUUUGUUGUGCUUUGUGAAAAUGCGUCUGGAGACGGUAAUCCUCCUGUCUGCCCUGCUUCCACUCUGUGCCUCCCAUGGAUGGGACCCUCUGGGCUGGCUGUUUCACCGCCAAGGCCAUGCACAAUACUUUGGCUCCCUGCAGGCAGACACACCAGGAGGGGAGUGUCCAGAAGAGUGUGACUGCCCCCCUACAUUCCCCGUAGCCAUGUACUGUGAUGGGCGGGGCCUGACAGCUAUUCCAUCCAUUCCCUCCCGCAUCAAGUACCUGUACCUCCAAAACAACGCCAUCUCCGCUGUGCCUGACUUGGCUCUAGUCAACGCGACUAAUUUGGUGUGGCUCCUGCUGCAUCACAAUCAGCUGACAUCCGAGGCCAUCGGCAUGAAGGCAUUUUCAAAGCUGGAAGGGUUGGAGCGUUUAUUUCUACACCACAAUAACUUGACCAGUAUUCCACCAAACCUUCCUCGCUCCUUGCGGGACCUGAAGAUAAACCAUAACAGGAUUGAAAAAGUAUUGCCAACAGAUUUAGAAGGAAUGGAUAAUCUCACUAUCCUACACCUUCAUGACAAUGCUGUGACGGAUCUGGGCACAUCACUGAAGUCUUUGAAAUCCCUCACUCAGCUUGACAUGAGUAACAACAAACUAAUCAAGGUCCCAGAUGCUCUUCCUGAACAUUUGCACCAGUUUUACCUUGAGUUCAACUCCAUUAACUCUCUACCCGACGAUUUCCUGGGGGGAUUAGCUCAGCUACAGUACAUAAGGAUGUCCCACAAUCAACUGACAGACAAGGGAAUCCCAUCCAACACCUUUAAUGUAACCGGACUGGUGGAGCUGGACCUGAGCUACAACAAACUGGAGAGAAUCCCCAUUGUUAGCACCAGACUGCAGCAUCUUUACCUGCAAGCCAAUCAGAUCAAAGAGUUCAGUCUGGGAAGUUUCUGCUCCAUCGUGGAUGUGACGAAUUUCUCCAACCUGCAAACGCUGCGACUGGAAGGGAACGAGAUCAGUAAGGAGGACAUUCCCUCAGAGUCCGCUCUCUGUCUGCGUAGGGCUUCCAGCAUUCAGAUCUAACAGUCUGCAUGGAGAAUUAUCCCCACUGUUGGCGGAAUGUGCAAAAACCAAACGAGUGCAGAUCGAGUGAUACAGCAUGGUGCUACCAAAACCACAAAUGUGAUUGUUAUUCAAGUGUGAAAACAUAACCGACUACAUUAAAGGUCACCAAACCUUUAUUUAACUUAGUUGAGGGCAGCCAGCUCAUCAUGAUUACAUGUUGUACUCUGAAACAGUUCAGAAGCUUUAAUGUAUUCUGUAUUCUAUGAAACCUCUGUGACCAUGAUCCUUUAUUUGUUGUGGGGAUCAUUGACCUUCAUAUCUGUUUAUUUAGCUUUUUUUUCUGUUUUUCUUUAGUUUUCUCUGUUAAUCUGAUACAUAAUGUAUACCUAAAAUCAAAAGUGUCACAAUUCUCUGCAGUUUUUAAAUCAAGCUUUGGAAUACUUUCCAAAAAGAUGAAACAGGAGCAAAACAAUUAAAAAGUAAACUGGAGAGAGUUUCCUCAUGUUUUCAAAAAGUUUUUUAACCAGAGUUUCCAGUAGGCCUGUAGUUACAAAGAAAAAUGUAAAAAGGAUGACUUUGCAAAAGAUGGUCGCGGUAUAGAAAAGAUUUUUUCUUAGUCAAUCUCCACCCUGCCAAUUGAAAAAAAAUUUUUUUUUCACUUGGUUAGAUCAAUAAAACCUACAUACAAGCUUAGGCAAGCUGAUGUCUCAGAGUCCUACUGUAUGUCUGAUGAAUUCAAUUCAGUUUAUUUCUAUAGCGCCAAUUCACAACACGUCAUCUCAAGGCAGUUCACCAGGUCAUACAGUCAGUUUGGUUCAAAGUUUUCUAUCUGAGGAAAACCAGUUGAUUCCAUCUAC